Entrophospora sp. SA101 is the source of this 231-nucleotide messenger RNA. Lineage: Eukaryota; Fungi; Glomeromycota; Glomeromycetes; Entrophosporales; Entrophosporaceae. The record is from the annotation of a GenBank genome assembly.
AUGAAUUUAUCGACAGACGAAAUUCUGCAAAUCAAGAUUGUUAUUAUCAAUGACGAAGAUGAUUAUUAUCAACAAGAUAAAUUUACAUGGGAGGAUUUUCACGCCCCUAAGCCAGUGAAAUUUCCAGAUUUAGAAAAUACUAUGAAUUUCUGGAUUAGUAGAGUUAGUGCUCAAGGUCUUAUUAUUACAGAUAAAGUGGUUAAAAAGCAAAAGUAUUUGCUGAAAAAUUAG